AUGGCGCCUAUCCCAUCCUCUGUACUCAACACCGCCACCGUCGUCGUGGCACGAGAACUCCACCCCACGGGACUCACUAAGGGAGAGCGAGCUGCACUCAUCUGCUUGAUAACUCUCCUGUCUCUCACGGCCAUAUGGGCGUUCUACCAUGUUCUCUCGUGUAUGGCAUGGAGUAUAUAUACGUUGAUUAACCGUCUUUUCGGAAAAUUGGUAUCGUUCCUCAAGUUCACUCGAGGCUGCUGCUUCCUCUUCUAUGCGUCGCUGCUCUCCAUCGCUCAGAAAGCCACGGCGAAGGUGAAUGGCACUGGUACGGCCAGUGAUGUGCCUAGCCCUGGCUCCAGCGUGACCGCUCUGCUUCCGUCGGAGGUUAUUGCUAAGGCCCCGGCUCGCGUUAAGGUCCCGGCUCCUACUUAUUCCCCUGGCAAGUUUGCUACUCGCAGUAAGGCAGUGUAUGAGCUUGAGGAAGUCGUUGGUCUUAAUCAUUAUGUUGAGCCUUAUUUUCGUGCUUGA
This is a messenger RNA of Penicillium lagena, 510 nucleotides long. RefSeq lists its product as uncharacterized. The record is from RefSeq and is a predicted model, not a curated record. The coding region runs from base 1 to 510 and encodes 169 amino acids. NCBI's taxonomy places the organism in Eukaryota, Fungi, Ascomycota, Eurotiomycetes, Eurotiales, Aspergillaceae. The transcript has 2 exons.